AUGGUCCCUUUACUUCCAAUUCUGCUUAAGAGUUGCUUGAGAGGCAUAGAUGGGGUGAGGCUCUUAUUGAAGAGUUGGUUGGCUUGGCCCUCAAAGGAUCAAAAUGCAUCUAUGGCUUAUUGCUCAUCAAAGACUAAUGACCAAUAUUGGCCUUCGUUAUCCCGACAUAUUGUUGAUUCGGCUUGUUAUGUUGACGGCCCCAAUAUGGAGGAGAAUCCUUACAUGUUUAUGGGACUACUAGCAUGCUCGAUCUAUUUGGAGAAAACUUGUUUAGCUAGAUGUGUGGGCUUUGGAAAGGAAGGAACCAUAGGACUUUUAGAUGUGACAACUACUCUGAAAUUUACUUCGAGUUGGUCUUCUUUGAAGCAGGAAACUUUAGUCUCUUGGGUUAAACCUAGGGAGCAGUGGGUGCGAGUGAACACAAAUGGAGCUAGGAAGCAUAGUUCUGGAGUUGCUAGUGCUGGUGGUCUAAUUCGUGACAGUUUAGGAAGAAGUCUUAAUUAUAAGCAUGUGAAGUUAGAGAUUGAUUCAGCUAUGUACGUUCAGGCUACUAAAGGCUCUUCAAGUUGUAUUACAGAAGACCCUCUAUUCAAGGAGAUUAUUCAGCUUCUCCAUCGGGAUUAG
Dovyalis caffra is the source of this 624-nucleotide messenger RNA. The record is from the annotation of a GenBank genome assembly. Lineage: Eukaryota; Viridiplantae; Streptophyta; Magnoliopsida; Malpighiales; Salicaceae.